Messenger RNA from Populus trichocarpa (black cottonwood), 1209 nucleotides. Its product is annotated as 3-deoxy-manno-octulosonate cytidylyltransferase, mitochondrial. The transcript has 8 exons. Gene Ontology annotation, molecular function: 3-deoxy-manno-octulosonate cytidylyltransferase activity. The record is from RefSeq and is a predicted model, not a curated record. Bases 86 to 958 code for a protein of 290 amino acids. Gene Ontology annotation, cellular component: cytosol. NCBI's taxonomy places the organism in Eukaryota, Viridiplantae, Streptophyta, Magnoliopsida, Malpighiales, Salicaceae.
UGAUCCGACCUGGCCAAGGAUAUAGUGAUUUGAUAUGAGAUCUACAAGUGCCAGAGAAGAGCAGUCAGGACAACCAUAGACAAAAAUGUCGAUGUGUUCUUCUGAGUCUUCAUCGAGCAAAUUUUGGAUCGUGCACAGCAUUGUAGCCGGGGCUGCAAUUGCUGCUGCCAUUGGCGCUGGUGCAUAUCUGGGUCGAUACAGAAAGUUCAGGAGCCGAGUUGUUGGUAUCAUACCCGCCCGUUAUGCUUCUUCUCGGUUUGAAGGCAAACCACUUGUUAAUAUCCUUGGUAAACCCAUGAUCCAGAGAACUUGGGAAAGGGCCAAACUAGCAAGUACACUGGAUCAUAUAGUUGUGGCUACGGAUGAUGAAAAAAUUGCAGAAUGUUGUCGAGGAUUUGGUGCUGAUGUGAUAAUGACUUCAGAGUCCUGUCGAAAUGGUACUGAACGAUGCAACGAAGCACUUCAAAAGCUAGAUAAGAAAUAUGAUGUUGUUGUCAAUAUUCAGGGUGACGAGCCUCUCAUUGAACCUGAGAUAAUAGAUAGAAUUGUUAAAGCACUGCAGGCAGCCCCAGAUGCAGUGUUUAGCACUGCUGUAACUGCUUUGAAGCCUGAAGAUGCAUUCGAUCCCAAUCGAGUGAAAUGUGUGGUGGAUAAUCAUGGCUAUGCUAUCUAUUUUUCAAGGGGAUUAAUUCCUUACAACAAAACGGGAAAGGUCAAUACACAAUUUCCUUAUAUGCUUCAUCUAGGAAUUCAGAGUUAUGAUACAAAGUUUCUGAAGAUAUAUCCUGAGCUUCGAUCUACUCCACUGCAACUAGAAGAGGAUUUGGAACAGCUUAAGGUCCUUGAAAAUGGUUACAAAAUGAAGGUGAUAAAAGUUGACCACGAGGCACAUGGUGUCGACAUUCCAGAAGAUGUUGAAAAGUUAGAAACUUUGAUGCGUGAGCAAAGCUUUUCUUAGUUCAAUACUAACUAUGCCAAAGGUUAGUUUUUAAGAUGGAUAGGGUUGUAUGCGUGUUUAAUAAACAGGUCCAAUAUACAGUUCAAUACUAACUAUGCCAAAGGUUAGUUUAGAAGAUGGAUUGGGUUGUAUGCGUGUUUAAUAUACAGGUCCAAUGGAUAGGGAUGUCAAGUAGGAUGCUGAUUAUUGGUUGCACAAGCCAGUUUUUAAUAUUAUAGUUAUAUAGUGCAAUGCUAUUCUUUAUAGGUUCA